AUGCCUCUCAAACAACUACGGAGGUGUUCCCACCAAUCUAUUUGUCAAAACAGUUCAUCUCACGCCACUGCAGCCGGCUAUAAGCAACCAACCCAGCAGCAACGCAUCGCAGCCACCAAACCAACUGCAGCCCCAAGCACCCGAAGAAUCAAGUCAUCAGCUCUAAAGCAUGAUUCAAAACAGUUUCCAGCACCGUUGGUUCUCCCAGACGAUGACCUCGCAUUGGAUCCUGACUACCCAGCCCAAUCAUUCCAAAAAUGGCUGGACGAAGAAGACCGUAACGAGAUCACACCUACCAAAAGGACAGUCUACGUGGUAGCCCCGCCCGGGAUUGAUGAUGAAUGCACUUUUGUGCAGUCGUGGACAGAACCCCAGAAAGGAGAUGACAAGCACCGGAUCACGACGCCUCGAACGCAAGAUAUAGUGGACUACUUGGCGGCGUUCUACCAUGGCCUGCCCGUGAAGCUGCUCCCAGUUCCUGACUUUCGCUUUGUUCCUUGGGAUGAGGGAAAGAAGUCAUCUAAGACUGCACCGCGCUAUGUCGGCUUAGCUAUCUCAGAAGAAUGUGUCCGUAUCGGCACUCGUGCAUGCCCGGACAAGAUCUACCCCCGUCAGUUGAAUCUCGACGAUCUGCUAGAUGUCGCGAUGGGUAUACUUCCAGACGACGCAUAUGCACUGUGCAUGCUCGUAAACCAUGACCUUUUCGAAGAUGCCGACGACACAUUUGUUUGUGGUCGUGCGUACGGAGGGAGUCGCGUAGCAGUCGUUUCUAGUGCCAGAUACUGCCCGAAUAUCGAUAUAAUUCAGUCCGUCGAGCGGCAACAUGCCUGGCCUGCAUCUCAUUGCAAAGCUUAUAUGCAAGAAUGCUGUACCUCUGGAUGGGUGGGUUUGAAGAAGCAAAGGACAUCGAAGGAUGACCCAUCAUCCACGCAAAAUCCACCACUGGAAGCUGCCUUGGCAUCUUAUUCCAAGCUCCCAGACAUAGACUCCUUCCCAGCCUUGCUCUCAGCGCUCUGGCUCGCCCGAAUGUGUCGAACAGCAAGUCAUGAGCUAGGGCAUUGUUUUGGUAUCGAUCACUGCGUAUACUACGCGUGCAUCAUGCAGGGAAGCGCAUCACUGUCCGAGGAUGCAAGGCAACCUCCCUAUCUAUGUCCAAUCGAUCUCUCCAAGAUACUCCAUGCGACUGGAACAACCUCCAGCGACAGAUACCGUUCUCUUCUGGAGUACUGCCAGAGACCAGAGAACAGUGACACCCAUGUUUUCUCUUCCUUUGCAUCAUGGCUGAGUGUGGUUCUCGAAGAAGCUAGACUCUAA
Messenger RNA from Aspergillus wentii DTO 134E9, 1314 nucleotides. RefSeq lists its product as uncharacterized. The transcript has a single exon. Gene Ontology annotation, molecular function: metallopeptidase activity. The coding region runs from base 1 to 1314 and encodes 437 amino acids. NCBI's taxonomy places the organism in Eukaryota, Fungi, Ascomycota, Eurotiomycetes, Eurotiales, Aspergillaceae. The record is from RefSeq and is a predicted model, not a curated record. Gene Ontology annotation, biological process: proteolysis.